This is a messenger RNA of Phragmites australis (common reed), 2957 nucleotides long. RefSeq lists its product as uncharacterized. The record is from RefSeq and is a predicted model, not a curated record. Bases 199 to 2583 code for a protein of 794 amino acids. The transcript has 8 exons. Gene Ontology annotation, cellular component: nuclear pore. NCBI's taxonomy places the organism in Eukaryota, Viridiplantae, Streptophyta, Magnoliopsida, Poales, Poaceae.
GCCUUGCCGUAGCCCGCCCCGCCGCAUCAGCCAAGUCCCCUCCCGCGCGGCACCGCUCCGCACCAACAUUCCUGGAGAAAAGAAAAAAGAGGGGGGGGGGGGGGGGGGGGAGUCCGCGUCCGUCGCAGGAACUGAAGCGGCGCGGCAACCGCCAGAACCCGGGUAUCAAACUUCUAGGACAUUGUAAGGGAUACUGAAAUGGGUGCCAAAGAGAACGGGGAAGAGAGAGAUGACCAUUCAAGCGAUGUGGAACGAGAUGGUAAACAAGGGAAGGAAACUGAAUCAGACUAUGAACCGGCUAGAGAUUCCCUAUCAUAUCAAGGUGAGGCUACCAGCUACGAAGAUACUAAAGUGAAAAGAGUCUCAAGGGUUCCAAAGAAGCUAGCAAAGAAAGAGUCAAAGGAAAACAGCCCACGGUCGGCUAGAAGUAAUUCCAAUCGUCAAAUCCACACAAAGCUACAAUAUAUAUCGUCGAACAAUACUCAGAACAAAUCUCCAAAACAAAACAAAGCGGCUAAUGGUGCUAAAACUGUUGAGGUGAAGAAGCCGGAGCCGGUGAAAGCUCCUUCUUGUUCUUCAUCUGAGGUGUCUGAGGAAACAGAUGAUAAAACUAUUGAGGGUAGAGCCACAGUUGAUAAAGCUGUUGAGGGCACAGCCAAGGAUGAUAGGGCCUUUGAGGACAGAAGCAAGGAUGAGAAGGCCAGUGAGAACAGAACCAAGGAUGAUAAGGCCAUUGAGGACAGAACCAAGGAUGAAAAGGCCAUUGAAGGUAUAAUAACUGAUGAUAAACCCAUAGAGAGCAAAGUAAUCGAUGAUGAGGUCAUUGAGGGCAGAGAGACUGAUGAUAAAACUGUUGAAGAGGCAAAGGAGAUCGAUGUAUUGGAUGAAGCUCCAAAAUGUGAUCAGAGUACUGGUACUGACGAUGAAAUUGCUGAUACGGAAGAAACAAAAGUUGACGAUGGAAAAUCAAUUGCUUAUGAAAAGAAUGGUGAAUUUGAUUCAAAAAUUGAGAAGUUUGAGCAGGAGCUACGUGAAGUUGCUGCGCUCGAGGUUUCUCUCUACUCUGUAGUGCCAGAGCACGGUUGUUCAUCGCAUAAGUUGCAUACACCAGCUCGCCGUCUGUCUAGGCUGUAUAUUCAUGCAUCAAAGUUUUGGUCCUCAGAUAAGAAAUCAUCUGUUGCGAAAAAUUCUGUCUCUGGGCUUGUGCUUGUUGCAAAGUCUUGUGGCAAUGAUGUUUCAAGGUUGACAUUCUGGCUAUCAAACACAGUUGUCCUAAGAGAAAUCAUUGCACAAACCUUUGGCAUUUCACGAAAAAUAAGUCCAGUUAUGAAGGCUUUCGUCACAAACGGUAAUGCAAAGAAGCCUGACAGGAAUUUCACUCCAAUGCGAUGGAAAAGUAACUCCAAUGGCAAGCAUGAUAGACCCAAUAUCAUGCAGCUGCCAGAUGAUUGGCGGGAAACUGGCACACUCUUGGCUGCAUUGGAGAAGAUUGAAUCUUGGAUCUUUUCUCGGAUUGUCGAGUCUGUGUGGUGGCAGGCAAUGACACCUCACAUGCAAACCCCAGUGGAAGAUUUAUCAACUCCAAAGAUCGGGAGGUUGUUAGGGCCUUCUUUGGGAGAUCAGCAACAUGGGAAUUUUCCUAUUGAUCUCUGGAAAAAUGUAUUUCGGGAUGCCUUCAGCAGAAUCUGUCCUCUUCGUGCUGGUGGACACGAGUGCGGAUGCUUACCAGUAUUGGCAAAAUUGGUGAUGGAGCACUGUGUAGCCCGUUUAGACGUUGCUAUGUUUAAUGCCAUCCUUCGUGAAUCGGCGAAUGAGAUACCUUCUGAUCCUAUAUCUGACCCAAUCAUGGACUCAAGAGUUCUGCCGAUUCCUGCUGGGGACUUAAGAUUUGGAUCAGGCGCACGGCUGAAGAACUCUGUUGGGAAUUGGUCGAAAUGGUUGACAUAUACGUUUGGCAUGGAUAUUGCUGAAUCUGAAAAGGAUGGUCAAGAUGAAGAAGAUAAUGGCGAUGACAGAAGAGAUGCAGCUGAAUCAAAUUGUUUUAAGUUACUCAAUGAGCUGAGUGAUCUCCUGAUGCUCCCGAAGGAUAUGCUUCUCGAAAAAUCCAUCAGGAAAGAGGUAUGCCCUUCCAUUGGCCUUCCACUAGUAACAAGAAUACUCUGCAACUUCACUCCGGACGAGUUCUGCCCUGAUCCUGUUCCUGGCACGGUUCUUGAGGAGCUGAAUUCUGAGAGCUUGCUGGAGCGCUUCACAGAGAAAGAUGUGAUCAGCACGUUCCCAGUUAUUGCUGCUCCAGUUGUGUACUGUCCCCCUUCACUGGAGGAUGUUGCGGAGAAAGUGGCAGGCACCGGUUGCGGCAAUUGUGAGUUGGAUCGGAGGGCCUCAAUGGUGCAGAGAAGAGGGUACACCAGCGACGACGAUCUGGAUGAACUCUACUCCCCCCUGGCGUCUCUAUACAAUAAGAGCGCUCCCCCCUCGCCGUGCAACAACAACGGUGUUGCGCAUUUCAGCAGUCGGCAAGGAGUUUCCAUGGCGAAUGUCAGAUACGAGCUGCUGAGAGAAGUAUGGUCGGAGCGGCGGUGAUCGAGCAUCCUGUGAAGCCUCUUUGAUUUCUACCUUGUAGAAAGGGUGGGAUGACACUGAAGCUACUUCUUUGCAUGUUGCAAAACCGAUGCUGAAAGGUCAGGAGUGAUGGCCAAUGUUGCUUGCUUAGGUCCUUCAGAUUUCUUUAUGGCAAAAUGCUAGUACCUUUUUUUCUUGUAUAUUCGUUCCUCAUUGAGUCCGUGCAUUGGUUAUAUUUUUAGCAUACAUGAAAUUUGGAAGUGAAGGAAUAUAGCCCCUUCGUUAUCUUCCAUUGUAUGAUAGUGGUAUAUGACUGUUAUUCAACAUUGGUAUGGAUGUGAUGAUUAAAAAUUGGGAGAAGUAUCAUACUGGCACACAUUGCCGUUCAACCUUCA